AUGGCGUCCGUACCCAUUUCCCCUUCCUACCUCCUCUUCUUCUUCCUCUUGCUCAGCCCUGCAUUUUCCCUGCAGCAAGCAUCCAAGUCCAGAAAAGAGCGAGCAGGAUCAGGAGAAGCCGGAAGCAGCGGAGGAGGAGGAGAAUCAUCAUUGGCGGCGGCGGUGGUUCCACAACUCGACUGCUCGGGCCGUUGGAUCCACAUCCGGCGUCUCCCGGCGAGGUUCAACCUCGAUCUCCUCACGAAUUGCUCCGAGUACGACCUCUUCUACGAUUUCUGCCCUUACCUCUCCAAUCACGGCCUCGGACCCAAGACCCACAACCGCUCCCACUCAUGGUACCGAACCGACCCUUUCCUUCUCGAGCUCAUCUUCCAUCGACGGAUGCUCGAAUACCCCUGUUUGACCCAAGAUCCGAACCAGGCCGCCGCCGUCUACCUCCCGUACUACGCCGCCAUCGACUCCCUCCGCUACCUCUACGGCCCGGAGGUGAACAACAGCAUGGAUCACGGCCUGGAGCUCUUCGAGUUCCUGCAGGAAAACGACGGGUGGAUUUGGGGGCGGAAUUCCGGGUCGGAUCAUUUCCUGGUUCUCGCCCGACCCGCCUGGGACUUCUCCCAGCCGCCAGAUCUCGACCCGCCGAUUUGGGGGACUUCGUUUUUGGAACUCCCGGAAUUCUACAAUCUCACGGCGCUUGUCGUUGAAGAGAGGUUAUGGCCGUGGCAGGAGCAAGCCAUUCCCUAUCUGACGUCGUUUCACCCGCCGAAUGCCGAGCUCCUGGAUUCGUGGAUCAAUCGGGUCGAGGCGUCCCGGAGAACUACAUUGAUGCUGUUCGCCGGCGGCGGAGGGGUGUCGGCGCAGCCCAAUAUCCGGCGGAGCAUUAGGAAUGAGUGCGAGAACACGAGCGAUACGUUUGAGAGCAAUGGCGGGUGGUAUUAUUACUCCAAAGUGUGCGACAUUGUCGAUUGCGCCAAUGGGAAAUGCGAGCACGACCCGAUUUUGUACAUGAGGCCCAUGUUGCAGUCGACAUUCUGCCUCCAGCCUCCCGGGGACACUCCGACGAGGAGGUCCACGUUCGAUGCGAUCAUUGCCGGCUGCAUACCGGUGUUCUUCGAGGAUCAAUCCGCGAGAACGCAGUACAGGUGGCACUUGCCGGAGGAAGCUUAUGGGGAGUUUGCAGUCCACAUUCCGAAGGAGGAUGUGGUUUACAAUGGAAUGAAGAUUUUGGACGUGCUGAUGGGGAUUUCGAGGGCUCGGGUUAGGAGGAUGAGGCAGAAGGUUAUCGAGUUGAUCCCGAGAGUUGUUUACAGGAAACAUGGGAGUAGUUCUUCUGUAGGAUGGAAAGGGCAAAAGGAUGCACUUGAUAUUGCCAUUGAUGGAGCUCUCGAGAAGAUCAGGUCCAGGAUCAAAGGUGAAGAAGCAGAAGUAGGAGUAGAAGACCUUUCUUCUAUGUGA
Linum tenue is the source of this 1452-nucleotide messenger RNA. The record is from the annotation of a GenBank genome assembly. Lineage: Eukaryota; Viridiplantae; Streptophyta; Magnoliopsida; Malpighiales; Linaceae.